Molecule: messenger RNA, 1437 nt
Organism: Saccharomyces cerevisiae S288C
Lineage: Eukaryota; Fungi; Ascomycota; Saccharomycetes; Saccharomycetales; Saccharomycetaceae
Gene: YHR214C-C
Product: gag protein
Exons: 1
Coding region: 1-1437 (478 amino acids)
Cellular component (GO): cytoplasm
Molecular function (GO): RNA binding
Source: RefSeq, marked reviewed
AUGGAAUCCCAACAAUUAUCUAAUUACCCACAUAUAUCUCAUGGUAGCGCCUGUGCUUCGGUUACUUCUAAGGAAGUCCACACAAAUCAAGAUCCGUUAGACGUUUCAGCUUCCAAAAUUCAAGAAUAUGAUAAGGCUUCCACUAAGGCUAACUCUCAACAGACAACAACACCUGCUUCAUCAGCUGUUCCAGAGAACCUCCAUCAUGCCUCUCCUCAACCUGCUUCAGUACCACCUCCACAGAAUGGGCCGUACCCACAGCAGUGCAUGAUGACCCAAAACCAAGCCAAUCCAUCUGGUUGGUCAUUUUACGGACACCCAUCUAUGAUUCCGUAUACACCUUAUCAAAUGUCGCCUAUGUACUUUCCACCUGGGCCACAAUCACAGUUUCCGCAGUAUCCAUCAUCAGUUGGAACGCCUCUGAGCACUCCAUCACCUGAGUCAGGUAAUACAUUUACUGAUUCAUCCUCAGCGGACUCUGAUAUGACAUCCACUAAAAAAUAUGUCAGACCACCACCAAUGUUAACCUCACCUAAUGACUUUCCAAAUUGGGUUAAAACAUACAUCAAAUUUUUACAAAACUCGAAUCUCGGUGGUAUUAUUCCGACAGUAAACGGAAAACCCGUACCACCAAUGUUAACCUCACCUAAUGACUUUCCAAAUUGGGUUAAAACAUACAUCAAAUUUUUACAAAACUCGAAUCUCGGUGGUAUUAUUCCGACAGUAAACGGAAAACCCGUACGUCAGAUCACUGAUGAUGAACUCACCUUCUUGUAUAACACUUUUCAAAUAUUUGCUCCCUCUCAAUUCCUACCUACCUGGGUCAAAGACAUCCUAUCCGUUGAUUAUACGGAUAUCAUGAAAAUUCUUUCCAAAAGUAUUGAAAAAAUGCAAUCUGAUACCCAAGAGGCAAACGACAUUGUGACCCUGGCAAAUUUGCAAUAUAAUGGCAGUACACCUGCAGAUGCAUUUGAAACAAAAGUCACAAACAUUAUCGACAGACUGAACAAUAAUGGCAUUCAUAUCAAUAACAAGGUCGCAUGCCAAUUAAUUAUGAGAGGUCUAUCUGGCGAAUAUAAAUUUUUACGCUACACACGUCAUCGACAUCUAAAUAUGACAGUCGCUGAACUGUUCUUAGAUAUCCAUGCUAUUUAUGAAGAACAACAGGGAUCGAGAAACAGCAAACCUAAUUACAGGAGAAAUCCGAGUGAUGAGAAGAAUGAUUCUCGCAGCUAUACGAAUACAACCAAACCCAAAGUUAUAGCUCGGAAUCCUCAAAAAACAAAUAAUUCGAAAUCGAAAACAGCCAGGGCUCACAAUGUAUCCACAUCUAAUAACUCUCCCAGCACGGACAACGAUUCCAUCAGUAAAUCAACUACUGAACCGAUUCAAUUGAACAAUAAGCACGACCUUCAUCUUAGGCCAGAAACUUACUGA